AUGAGCACACCCGCGGGGUUUCAUGAAUCAGUGGCACACACUUGCACCUAUCUCUUACGAGCUAUGUCUGCCACCUCGUCGUACCGUUCGGAGAUUAGUAUUCCGGUAAAAAAGGAUCCGCGCACCUUUGAGCAGAGCCGCAAGGAUCUGGUGACCAAGUUAGAAAAGAGCUACAAAUCCUCCUCCACCAAAGACACAGGCGGAGACACUAUUUCUAGCGUUUCUUCUCAAAGUGUCAAAUCGGAAACUCGAAGCAGUGGAGGUAGACCCCUCACAGACGGGUCUUCCUGGGAAUUUCAGCGAAGCCGAUGGAUUGAUGAAGCUAAGCGACAGUUUGAUGAUGAUGUUCGCCGCAUGAGGAGCAAUAUGUUCGCUCUAGAGCCAGUAGACGAGUUUGAUUUGGAGAAUUGGGACAACUUUGGCAGCCUGAGGGGUGGUCUAGGUGGUGCGGACCAUGGGUUUGAGGCGAUGGAGCGCCGAAUGCAGGCAAUGCGUCAGCAGAUGGACAAUCAGAUGCGGGUGCUGGGUUCGGGUUCAGGUCCCGGACACCCUGCUGGACAUCACCAAAUGACUUCGCACUACUCUACCUCCUCUACACGCACCGUCAACAACGGCGGAGUGGUCACCUCGAACACUUCCACCACUCAGGAGUCGCGCCAGACUGUAGAUGGUGUGACUACAGGCACCAAGAGCCACUCUUCCUCCUCUAGCACCAACAAACUCGGCCCUGGCGCGGACCAUCAAAUGCUCACCACAGCCGCACCCGUCGGUGCCGUCAUUCCGGCUUCUCCCAACAGUGCCGGUGUCAUGGACUUCCUCUCUAACGCCUACGAAGUUGGUGACGAUGGCUUGGUUCACUUCAAGCUACGCUUCGAUGCGAAGGACUUUGCUCCGGAGGACAUUGACGUCACCACAGUGGGCAAGCGGUUGACUGUACAUGCCAGUAAGUCGGUCAAGACGGCCACCUCUACCAGCACCCGCGAGUUUAGCCGCUCCGUCGAUCUGCCACGCUCUAUCGACCACGAAAAAUUCCAGUGUUCUCUCACUGAGGAUGGCGUACUUGUAUUGGAUGCUCCUGUCAAAGCCCCAGACUAUGCCUCAAUUACUUUCGACUCAGGUCACAACCUCGGUAUCCGUCCGAAGGAUUCGUCUGCUUUGAAACCCGCUGAAACACAAGUUACAAGCUCAAGCCUCAAGAUUACAGGACAGUCAGGUCCAGUUAUUUUGAAUGACGGUACUGGUGGUCGAAAGAUUCACCUGGAGGUGCCAGUUGAAGCUGGUUACUCGGCGGACGAUCUCUGCGUUCGCAUGGAUGCCAAUAAAAUCUGUGUCUCAGGGAAGAAGGAGCGAAGCACCGACAGAUCAACUUCGGGGUCCUGUUCCAAGAGUUCCGAGUUUUCGGAAUUCACACGCACAUUCGAGGUGCCAGAGACCAUUGAUCCGUUCACCGUCUCUGCCAUUCUCAAGGACAAUACUCUGGUUAUUGAGGCGCCUCUUCUCUGCACCGUCUAG
Molecule: messenger RNA, 1512 nt
Organism: Echinococcus granulosus
Lineage: Eukaryota; Metazoa; Platyhelminthes; Cestoda; Cyclophyllidea; Taeniidae
Product: Major egg antigen
Exons: 6
Coding region: 1-1512 (503 amino acids)
Biological process (GO): protein refolding; response to heat
Molecular function (GO): protein folding chaperone
Source: RefSeq, a predicted model, not a curated record